This is a messenger RNA of Rosa chinensis, 1246 nucleotides long. RefSeq lists its product as uncharacterized. The coding region runs from base 59 to 1246 and encodes 395 amino acids. NCBI's taxonomy places the organism in Eukaryota, Viridiplantae, Streptophyta, Magnoliopsida, Rosales, Rosaceae. The transcript has 5 exons. The record is from RefSeq and is a predicted model, not a curated record.
UAUCUAUUCAUAUUUAUAGGCUGAAAAAAUACCGAUUGAAGAAUUGGAUCGUGCUACGAUGUGGAUAAAGGCCCGGCAAGACAAGAGCGGCAACUUCAAAGGGCCAGCAGUGAAGAAGAAGGUCGAAAAAAUUGAAAGUUUGAAGAGGAAAGUGUUUGAAGGAGAAAUCAACCCUGAAGGAACAGAUGAUGUUCUGACUUUGGCGUUGGGAAAUCCUGAGUAUCCUGGUAGGGUACGCGGUGUUGGUGGCUUCGUCAAGCCUUCAGCAUAUUUUCAUCUACCUAAACGCCAAAUGCUAAAUGUAGAAGAUAGUGUCAGGGUAAGUGUUAAGAAGAUACUAGCAGAAGAGAAAGAAAAUAUCAUUGCUCAGGAAAGAGCCAAAUGGGAGUUGGAGAUGGAGCAACAAAUUGCUAGGGAAAGAGCCGUUUGGGAGGAAAGGUUUCAGAAGUUAGAAGCGAUGGUUAAUGGGAAAGAGAUGCCAGCUGACUCACCCAAACCUAUGACACCGCUAAAUGAUUUAGGCUCUGGCCAGGGCAGCUGUUCAAGGCAAUUUGAAAAGGAUGGUUUGAAAGCUAUUGAAAUUAAAGCUGCCAAAACUGCCAAGAAGAAGUUAGAUUUAGGGGAGGACCAGCAGAAAGUAGUUGAGGAGAAUGAAGUCUUUGUGGAUGGGGAGCUGAACAUCAAACUAACCUCGAUUAUUGAGGAGGAGGUUAGAAAUGAUUUAACUCCGAAAAAAAAUGCAGUUGUGGAGCAAGUGCAAGUGCCUGUUCAGUCCACCAAUAUUGUCCAGUCAGGGUGUAAACUUGCGAUAGAUUCAUUGGACAACAUAAUGGCUGAAGGAACGAUCAUUCAAGUGGAUGUUGAGUCCUGCAAGCAAACUAUCCAUGGUGUUCCAAUGGCUGAGGAAAAUGCCCGAGUAUCGAUCACCAAAUCUAUUGUUGCUAAUGCUUUGCUACCAAUUCCUAUUAAUGAUGAGAUUCUGUUUGUCCGCGAUGCAAUUGGUACAUGCAUUGCUUGGCCUAGAGACUGGGUUAUAUCCACUGCAGCUGAUGCAAAUCAGCAAAAGCAUAAAAUUGUGAGGAGGAAAAAGAAGGAUAUAUAUGAUGAGGAUUUUGAUCAUGAUGAUUUGGACAAACUGCCACCCAAUUUGCCUCCACCACUUAAGAUGUUGGCCACAUGGGCUAAUGAUAACUUGAAGGAUGGGAUCACCAUUCACACAACCUUAGAAGGGAUGUGUAUGCCAUGA